Planococcus citri (citrus mealybug) is the source of this 8713-nucleotide messenger RNA. It is a transcript of the gene pps, whose product is annotated as protein partner of snf. Gene Ontology annotation, molecular function: protein binding. NCBI's taxonomy places the organism in Eukaryota, Metazoa, Arthropoda, Insecta, Hemiptera, Pseudococcidae. Bases 329 to 7360 code for a protein of 2343 amino acids. The record is from RefSeq and is a predicted model, not a curated record. Gene Ontology annotation, biological process: DNA-templated transcription. The transcript has 25 exons.
AGGCGGGAAAAUUAUUUUUUGAAGAAAAACAAGAUGGCGCGUACAAAUAUGUGCGAUGUAAAAUUACAUUCAAUUAUUUCAUUUCCGCGCGUUAGUUUUGAUAUUUUUGGAAAUUUUGAAGUUAUUCGGUAUCCAUCAAUUACAAAUUCAUAAGUUUUGCGCAAUUUAAACGUUAGACUGCAUUGAAAAUGAAAUAAUUCGAUUUCCGGUUAUCAAUGCACGAAGUGUUGUAACUUGUAUCAUACCAUAACAUACCAUCAGAAGUUGAGCUUUACGCUAUUACAACUGUUCGAGUGUACAAUUAUGCUUCAGCAUCUUUGAUCAAGACAUGUCGUGUUCCCAAUUCAUCGAACACGAAGAGGAAGAUAAGAAUGAUACGCUAGUUAUCAUAGUAAAUGGCGAUGGAACUGUUACCGUAGAUCCAUUGACGCUGGAACGAGUCCUAUCUCAGCAGAGUCGACCAGCGGUUAGUGUGAUACGAUUUGAGAAUACCGACGAACCUGACUCGCAAACCGAAAAUGUGUUAGUCGAUAAUAACGAGAAGACAGUCGACGACAAAGAAAAACCAUGUCGCAAAGUAAACCUUGUGAUCGAAGGUUAUUAUCCUUCUGCGUCUCCAAACGCCGUCGAUAGAAACACUACCGAUUCGGUGGUCUCUUCCACCGUCGGUACGCCUCCUUUACCAACUCGCAAUUCGUCCGAGUUUCUGGAUUUACUCGCCGAAGAACUGGAGAUCCCGGUAUCCCAGCUGCCCAGCCAGUCUAAUAUGCAUGCUGCGGCAGGCGAUGGUGGCAUAGGUGAUUCGUUGGUAGAUGCUUUCUCUGAAAUGGCACCGGAACAGCUAAAACGAGUUGAAACCGCUCUGCAUUCGGAGAAGGCAAAACAAAUAUUAGGAGAUGACGUUACGUGUGUCUUAGAUACUCUAAAAUUGAACGAAGAACACGAUGAUUGGGUACAUCUAGAUCAUUGCUAUACCAAUAUUUAUGGAAGUAAAAAGCAAAUUCAACCCGAACGAAUGCCAAAUGUCGUCGUGCAGGAUUCGGAAAUGGCUACGAUGUUGACGAUAAAGGUCGGUGGCAGCGGCGACUCUUGUGUUUCCUCGCCUAAAGACCUCGACGCAAACAGUACGAGUGAUUUGUCAAACGUUUCCAACGAAACUCUGGAACUAACCAUGCCAGAAAACAUCGAAGUCAUUAACGUUCAGUUACCUACCAACGAAAGUAGCGCUGAGAGCAGCAACCCGAAAAGAAAGAAUGUUUUGCCGACCAAAGCCAAACUUGUAACGGGUAAUAAAAUCGUGCCGAUCAAAAGCGCUCCACCACAUCAUCUGCAAGAUUAUCCGAUUAAACACGAUCGUUCGUCGACAAUCGCCGCGGCAACACCGCAAAAGGUUAAACGAAGAAGUAAAGACGGGUCUAAAAAUGAAAUCGUUCUGCCCGAGCGAAUUGUAACAGAGGAUGAAGUGGACGGCGUUAAAGUUUUCAAACCGACGAGAAAUGAUAAACGUAUCAACAAACCUUGUUCGUUGACACUUUCGAAAGACCCGUCAUCGAUGUUGAAAGCUCACCCGCAACUAGUACAAUCGAAAUUGAAUUUGAUCAAAAAAGUCGAUCCUUCUAUCAGCCACCCUAGUCAUCAGCAGCCUGAUAAAGCGUUGUCUGGCGACGGCGUCUCGACGAAACACUCCGUAGACGUUGCGACCAAAGAGCUAUCGGACGCCAAGAAUAUUCCAGCCAAGAAAGAAAACAACGCGCGCAAAACGUCAACGCCCGCUACCCCUGAAACUUUCGGUCCGGCGUUGUUUUCGACUCCGGAUAUUAUUCGUAAAAUCAACUCGGAAGGUGGCGAAACAACGUCAAUGUAUUCGAGAGAUGACGAUAACAGCAUUAGCGUAGACCAGCAGACCGCCGAUAUUGAGAAACGAAUGUCAGCGUUGGAAAAUGGCGAAGCUAUAUUGGAUGAGUUGCAUUUGCAAGUUGAAAUGCAAAAAGAAAUGGAAAGAAUCACCUCUCAGUCGAAUGACGACAAAUUAUUGAGCGAUUUGGAAAAUAGCGCCGAUGAAGAUCAGGUUGACGUGAAUGAAAGUGGUGUAAACGCCAGCGCGGCCACUAAUACAUCUUCGUUGUCGACGAAAAAUUACCAUUAUCAAUCGAAUUUGGAUUUGGAUCUCGACCUGGAUUUAGAAGAUUCCGAAAAUGAAAAUCAAAAUGUCUCAACGACAUCUAAAGCCGAUAGCUUGGAUAAGUCUGAUAACAGCGACAAAAAUGAAGGCGAAUACGAAGACGAUCCCAAUAAAUUAUGGUGUUUAUGCAACAAACCGCACAACAAUAGAUUCAUGAUAUGUUGCGAUGCUUGCGAUAAUUGGUUCCACGGCAAAUGCGUCGGAAUAUCCAAAGCGUUAGGUGAAAAAAUGGAGCAAGACGGCACCGAAUGGUUGUGUCCCAGUUGCCGUAAAGAAAAAUUUGCCAAAGAACGCGAAAACAAAUCUAAAUUACCGGCCGCCAAAAGUACAGCUUCUAGAUUAGCUAAUCGUCACGGUAGAUCUGAACUAACCGGUGGCGGCGCUUCUACCAGCGACGAGUUAAGCGAUAGUAAAACGGCACUCUCGACGCCGUCUGUCGAUGGUCACUUUCCAUCGGCGAAUGCGAUCGCUGGCGGCAGCGGCGAGCAAGCAGUGCGACGAAAAUCGUCUACGAGUGGCGAAAAGCUGUCCUCUUCGCCUUGCGUCGAGUGUAAGGAGAAAAAAGCUCAGUUGAAUAGCGUAUAUUGUAGCGCAGAAUGCGUUUUGACGUACGUUACGAAUUCAUUAAAGAACCUGAAUAAUGGUCAACGAAUACCGCUGUCCGAGGAUAGAAAGAUCAACAUGAUAGACAGAAAGACCGGUCAUCGAGUAGCCGGUACGCGAGCUCCGGCUGUUGGAGAUCUGAAAGAAUGGCUGUUACGUAAUCCUAAUUACGAAAUUGAUAGACCUUGCGCUUUACCGACCUGCCGACCAAACUAUGCGUCCACGUUUACGAAAUCAGUGCCUAAAAAGCCGGCCAAUCCUUCGAUUAAAUCUAAAGAAGCGAUGGGAAUGGCGUUGGCGACAACGCCUACCGCCGCUGGCGCUGUCAAGUUGCCGUUUUCGCGUUCAAUUCAAAUGGUAAAAGCGGCUAAAAUGAAUCAAGAAUCGGCUGCCCUUAAAGACGGCAUGACGCAAGUUUCCAUGAAACAGUUCGUAGUGAAAAAGGUUGUCCCCGAAACGGUUACCAGCAACAGCGGUGUCAAAGAUCCUGCGGUUGCGUCUGUGUCAGCGACCACGAUGCCAGUUAGAAAAGAAGAUUUCAAAUUAAAAGAGAAACAACGUCAGAUAAAAAUCAUACCAGUUCAACCGCUUCCGUCUAAGCCGGUCGAAGAACAGAAAGAGAAAACGACUUCGGCGAUUAAAAAAUCGUCGAGCGGAAUCGCUGCCAUCGCUGCUACUACCGCCGCCACUCCUGUUUUAGCUUCGGUUUCGGUCGCGGCUGCUGCUCCUGUCGCCGCCGUUUCCGAAAAGAAAAAGAAAGCGGAUCCGUCUAAAAAAGUCGAGUCCAAACGAACGGAAACGAAAAAAAAAGAUACCGCGAGCGCCAACGAAACUAGCUCGUCGAAUGUUGUUACCGUGCCAAAUGCGGAUAAGAUCAGAGCGAACGUUCGUAAAGGUCUAAACGAACUGUUCGUCAAUAAGAUGAAAGAUUCGCCGGAUAUUAAACUAACCGAAGAAGAAGUCAGUUCGCUGGUGUCGUCGGUGGAAGAAGAAAUUUUCGUGUUGCAUAACAAAGAUACAGGAACGAAGUAUAAAGCCAAGUACAGGUCGUUGUUGUUCAACAUUAAGCAACCGCAGAACACGCUGUUUCGUCGGAUUACGCUGGAAAAAAGUCUUUCGCCUUACGAUUUGGUUCGUUUAACGCCCGAAGAAAUGGCUUGCACCGAGUUGGCCGAGUGGAGGCAGCGAGAAGCCAAACACGAAAUCGACAUGAUUAAAAAAACUGAACUGGAAAACCUUCAACUAUCCAAGGUACUCGUUUUGAAAACGCAUAAAGGCGAAUUGGAAAUCGAAUCGGAACCGUUGCCACCUUGCAAACCGGAUCUCAUCGUGCCCGAUUUACAAUCGGAAGAUAUGCUAGAAGAGAAAGAUAAACCGAAUGCCAAGAAAACGCUACCGUAUUAUUUCGGCAAAGAGAAACGCGGCGGCGGUGCCGCUUCGGCUAAAGACGAUGCGGCGGAUAAGAAAAAGUCGUCGGACAAGAACGCAUCCGCUUCGUCUACCAAAGACAAACAUCGCAAACACCACGAUCACAAAGAUAAGCAUAAGUCGAGCAAGAGUCGCCGUCGUAGCUCCGAACGCGAGAAACACGCCGGCGCGAGUAGCAAACGCGCUAAAAGCAGCCAUAGACGCGGUGGCAGUAAAAGCCCGACUAAGGAGCGUCACCGCAGCGGUAGUCCUUCGACAUCGGCUGCGCACACGACCGCCGAUCGCGGCAGCCGCAGUACGGAAAAAGAGAAAGACGAACGCAGUCGUAGUCGCCACCGUCACGACAGUGGUAGCGCUGGCAGUCCGAGUCGGAGUAGAAGCAAAAGACCGCGUUCCGCGAGUUCCACUUCGAAAAGGAAGGAGGAUAAAACGUGCGAACCAGCGUCAAAUGACGUCGGUAGCGCUGAAAGUCGCGAUCGCGAUAAUGCCGCCGAAAAAGUCGACAAUUCGAUCGAGAUGGAAGCUACUGCCGGCGGCGUCACCGAUGUCGCCGUUGUUAAGGCCGAAGAAGACGCGAUUACGGCCGAUUUGUUGAAUCCGUUCAAGAGCGUAGACGUAGAUUUAUCCGAUAUGGAGCCUACGUCGACUGUAACCAUUAAAACGCCGCCCUACACUCGUAGUCCUUCGGAAGCGGCAGCCUGCGUUUGGAAGGGCACGAUCGUGAUGCCGGAUAUAGUGCGUUGCAACGUGACGCUCAAGCAAGUAUCGGGUAACUGCGAAAGCCUAGAAGACGACAUGCAUUCGGGCGAGGGAGGCGCCGUCGGACGAAUCGACUGCGUCGGUCGUAUCGAGCCGAACAUAGUGUGGGAUUACAUCGGCAAGGUGAAAAAAUCCGGCAACAAAGAUAUUCUGGUGUUGCGUUUCGAGUCGCUCGACACGGACGACCAAAAUGCCUAUCUCAGCUUCUACUCGUACUUGAAUAAGAAAAAUCGUAUGGCGGUCGUAGGCAACAUGGGCCCGUCCAUUAAAGAUUUUUACGUCAUGCCGUUAGCUAGUCAUAGUCCGAUACCGCAAGUUUUACUACCUCUGGACGGGCCCGGUUUCGAAGAUUCCCGACCUCAUCUACUUCUAGCGGUAGUCGUGCGUAGUCGUCGUAGAAGAUACCACGAUCUUCUGCUCCACGGUAAUCAUCACCGCAGCCAGCAUCAGAAACAUCAAGUUCACGUGCAGUAUGUUGGUUCGUCAUCUUCGCAGAAGCAGCUCCAACAACAGGACAGUUUCACGCCACCGCAUUCUCCGACUUCUGUGUUUGUUCAAACGGCACGAGUUCCCGUCACUACAUCCGCAGCUGGAAACGAAGAAGAUGAGCCUUACAGUCCGAAAGAUGAAGAUGAUGACGACAACAACAAUGACGAAGACGGCGAGGAUAACAAUAAUAACGGCGGCGAUGAAGGCGAUAACGAUAAAGACAACGAAGUCGUCCCAGACGAAAACGACGAAUACGAUAACGACCGCGACGACGCAGACGAACCGUAUUCGCCGAGCGCUCUAGACGAGCAAGAAUCAAAAUUCACCAUCGACGAUUCUGACAAUUGCUCGACGAUUAAGGUCGACGAAGGUGUAAAUUCUUCGAGUUUUGCAAACGACGGCGACCGUCCCGAGUUAUACAGUCCGUCGGAACACUUUUUCAACGAUAUCGAAUCGAGCGAAGUCACGUUACCGGAUACUUUGAAAAAUUUACUCAACAGAGUGAAAAAUCGCACCAGCGAGCCGUUGCCAGCUGCGGGCGAUAGUGGUGGAUCGAGCGGAGGCAUUUUAGCAGUCGAUCCUAUAGUGAACGCGUACAAAAAAAGCGCCGCCAACGAAUCGGAAGAAGAAGCGGACGAUGCGACUUACGAAGAACCCGCUUAUACUCCGCCACAAAGCGUAAUCAACCUUGACGACGACGACGACGACGACAACGACGACGAGCAAGAUAACGACGAUGGUAACGGUGCUGUUGGAGACGGAACUGGCGACUCUGAACAUUUCGAUAACAACAAUAACGAUAGUACCGACGAGGAUCGCGGUGUAGGCGAAAACGACGAAAGUUUGAGUGAGAAAAAAAUCGACGAUAGUAAUAAUUCGUCCAACAACGAAAACGAAGCGAAAACUAACCAACGAAUCGAGCUUACGACGCUGACGCCGACGCCGACGCCGGUGGCGGUGGCGGAGUCACCCGAAGAAAGUAAAGCGAAUCGCGACCCUCGUCGUAAAACGACCGCCGCCGUCGCCGCGGCCACCGUUAUUUCGCAACCGCCGCCUCCGGGUAUGGAGGACGAAUUUGGUUCGCUGCCUGCGGUGCCGAAAAACGACGUCAUUAACCCGAUGAUGAUGGGUGCGGCCGGCAUGACAGACGCCGGCUACGGUACGCAAAUACCGUACGCGUACGCGACGCCGUUUGCCGCGAUGAUGUCGCAACCGCCGCCGGGGCAAAUGUAUUUGACUCCGGCUGCCAUGUAUCCGCAACCGUACAUGGCGGCGACUGCGACACCGCCGCCUCCUGCGCAGAUUUACGUGCCACCUCCGCCUCCUCCGUCAGCGAUGCUUCGCACCGAUCCUUCUAUGAUUCCAUUACCAAUCGACGCUCCCGACGGCAAGAGAUCGACCGAAAAAAGGAAAUCGGAAUGCGAAAAAGACGACGAUUCGAGCGACGAUAAGAAAUCCUCCAAGUCGUACAAGAAGCACAAGUCGUACUACACAUCCGAUUCUAAAUCGAGCGAAGGCACCAGAUCGUCGCCGAACAGCAGGCAUCGCAGCUCGAGUUACGAAUCUCACCGUCGCGGUUACCAAAGAGACGACGUCGAAUCCGGCACCAGUAGUUCGUCUCGGUACGGACACAAGUACGGCGGCGGCGGCAGCAGUAGCAGAAGUUACCGAGAUCGAGGCGGAUAUUGGAAAAGCGGCAGCGAUUAUUCGUCGUCCAGUCAUAAGAGAUAUUCUCGCAAUGGCAGCAGCGACAGAGAUCGUAGUAGUUCCAGCAAACGUAGCCGAUGGGAAGGUUCCAAACACGAUCACGAAGAUCGAGAACACGAUUCGAAAAAAGAUAAAGACAAGUCCGCCGAACAUUCGAAGAAAUCUGAUUCGUCUAGGCGUAGUCGAAGCUAAAAAUGCCCACCUAUAUUCGUUCUUCGGUACUCCUUUUCCUGUCGUCUCACCCAACCUCGCGUGUUUGUUUUUUUUUUUUACAAAACCGUGUUUUUUCUGAGAAAAAAAAAUGUUUGUAUAUGAUUUUUACGAAUAUGUGCCCGUGUUCGCCUGCUGCAAUUUGUAUGUAUGUAUGUACAUUGUAAAUGCUAUAUUUACAGUACACGAAUACCUCCUUGUUCCUCUGUAUUGUAACCGAUAUUUUUGUAAUUUAAUGAUCUCCGAAUUUUAUGUGUAUGUAUGUGUGUGUGUGUGUGUGUUUCUUCGAUUUAUUUUAUUGUUACUACUGCUACGUGUAUAAAUUAUUGUUGUUGAUGUUGUUAUCGUUAUCGUUAUCGUGGUCAUUAUUGCUGUUGGACCAUCUUUUCGCGGCGGUACGUGUUUUUUUUUUUGUUUUUUUUUGCUAAGGGAUUAUUUCUUUUACGCGCUGUAUUUUAUUUAUUCGGGUGAUAGCUAUCUUUAUUAUGUAUUAUUUUUCUGCGGAGAGUCGAAUAAUGAAAUUGCCGACUGAUUGAUGGUGAAUAACAGAAAACAACCCAACCUUUUUCUAAAAUUUGUCACCUUUGAUGCAAAUAUGUAUAUGUAUGUAAAACGUACAUCACAUCGUGGGAAGAGCCGUUCUGCCUACAGGAUGACUAAAUUUUUGAACGUGGAAAAGUUACCGCUCGAUUCUGAUACGUUGGUAUUUUCAUUAAAGAUGGUGUCACUGCGCUGUGCUUGUGCGAUAAAUACGUUGUAGUUUCGCUGCUACGGGCCCGCUGUUCAUUGUUAAUAAGGUAUUUGCGUAGAUUAUUGAUAUUGCCGGAUCCUUGAAUCGUGUCUAUGUAUACUUCAAUUGUUUUUAUUUUACGAUUGUUAAAAGUGUCGAAUUUUACUCUUUUUUUUAUUAUUCUAGUCUGCGUAAUAAAUUAUGCGCGUAUGGGAUGGGAUGGCAGGUUUUACGUUCAACGUUUGUAAAUUCUGUAAAUAAAUACGUACGCGGAUAUCGUCUAAUCUAAUGCGGCGCUCGUAUGUGGCUGUAGCAGUGGCGUGUGAAAUAGCAACCUAGUCGUGGCGACGGUGACGAGCGGUUUCCAGUUUCCUACCGCCAAAUAGCACUCGUAAAUUGAACUUUUGUUUCGUACGAACACUGACGAUAACGAUAACGAAAACAAUGUAAAGUAGUCAGAGACAACCGCAUUUUACUUUAGUACUCGUGUAAUGCACGUACGUCAUUAAGUACAUACAUAUUCGUAUGUACGAUUAAUAAUUGUACCUUCUACCCAUCUAAGUCUAUUUCUAUUGUAAGAGGUGCCCCUCGGUUAUACGCUUAUA